AGCUACUUUUGGAACUGACAACCGUGUAAACUCCAUGACUGCCAUCUGGUAGUACAGAGCUGAUCUAUGCUGUCUACGCAGUUGAACGACCUCUCGUGUACAGCAUGCAAAGCGCGCAAGGUCCGCUGCAACCGGGUCAAGCCCCGAUGUGACCGAUGCGAGACCCGCGGUAUAGAUUGCUGUUAUCCCAAGCGCGUCAAGAGACAAACCGCGCGUGAAAAGCGCGGAAGCCUGUCCCACGGUUCCAGGAACAACACUGUCCUAAGCACCAUCCUAGGACGACUGCAGCGCUUGGAGGAGCAAAGUACCAGCAAUUAUUCCCACGGUACUCCUGAUCCUACAGCCACGAGCGCCUCCGCAGUCUCUGCUACCCCGUCGAGCCAUGUCGAUUCGGACAAGUCCCCCGUGUCAAUCUCGCCGGUAACCCGAGCCGACCCCUCAAAAAUCCUCGAAGAUGCCAUCGAUCAGAUGCGAAGGUUCAAAUUGCAGUUCUAUUCGAGACAAUUCAUAACAGGAACGAUCCACAUUCCCACUGACUUAGCAAAGCAAUGGCUCCACAACUAUUUUGCUCGUAAUUCGAAUGAUCUUUUCCGAAGUCUUGUCAACAGACAAUUGAUAGAGAUAAUACCCGACAUUAUUGAUCUUCCGCACGUUUAUUUAGAUCCUGUUGUGCUCAUACUCUAUUUUGCAAUCCUCUACAUCGGAUGUGUGUUCAAUGCGAAUAACCUACACGCGAGCCAGGUCUCCCACUAUGCCACCUCCUGCUACCUGGCGUGUCUACGAGCGCUUCCAUACUGGCAGCGAGAGGUGCAGGGCUCUACAAUGGAUUUUGUCGCAGCCUUGUUCAUGGCACAGGUUGCAUUGCUGUGCUCUGACGAUGACUUAGCCUGGCAAAUGCACCAGCACACGUGUGAUUUCGCGCGAGCCUUGAACCUGCACAAUCUCGACGGCGGCGACUACGCCGGAUUUCGAGAUGAAGCACGGUCCGACGAAGACCGACAAGGGUUUUGGCAGUUGAUUCAGAUUGAUCUUUUUAUUCGCCUGGUUUUGAACAAACCGCCUGUGAUCACAGCAGAUACAUGGAAGGUUAACCUGCCUUGGCUCAACAAUUCACAGCCUCCACCGGGUGAUAUACAUGCGACGGCAUUUAUUAUUCAUUCGCGGAUUACCUUGAUCGUAAUGCACUUCUUUGCGCUGCUAGACACUCAAGAUGGUAUGGAAAUUGAUAGAGCACAACGCUGCGCCGAAGAUCGAAGCCAUGAAAUCAAAACUCUGUUGCUCGAAUGGCAAGCCGGAGAUUGGCUCGUCGCGCCCUCUACCAACAAAGAUGACGAUUUUACUAAAAUCGACGUUGUGAUCACCGGCUACACCUUCAUCAUCUUCAUGCUCCGGAAAGUAGGCAUUAUAGGGCCACAUUUGACCAGCUCUCCAGCAGAAACACCGCAAUUCUCAUCCACACUCGUACUUGAAGCAUCGCGUCGCGUGAUUGAACUGUCUAUCGACUUAUGCUACAUGUUCCCUUAUCCGGAGGGCUUAUCGAUGGUACUGGUAUACUAUCGGAUUGAUAUUGCUACUGCGCUGCUUUAUUCUCAUGUUUUGUAUUCGACGGAUGACCCUGCUAUCGUGGAAGAUAUGGAGCGCCUUGGGAAUUUAUCAAGAUGUGUCUGUUCUAUUGCACAUGGCUGUCGCGAGCUCACGCCUAUUAGCAGGGCUGUGGAAACUCUCAACCGGAUGAUGACAGACCAGGGUGUCUCGGCUUAGAGCAUUUAUCUGGAUCCUAUCACGACCUGCACAGCAUAUUCGAGCACGACGAUAAGAAAAUCCAUUGACAUCUAAUUAUUGCGAACAUCUGCAUGA
Molecule: messenger RNA, 1857 nt
Organism: Aspergillus glaucus CBS 516.65
Lineage: Eukaryota; Fungi; Ascomycota; Eurotiomycetes; Eurotiales; Aspergillaceae
Exons: 7
Coding region: 67-1761 (564 amino acids)
Biological process (GO): DNA-templated transcription; regulation of DNA-templated transcription
Molecular function (GO): DNA binding; zinc ion binding; DNA-binding transcription factor activity, RNA polymerase II-specific
Source: RefSeq, a predicted model, not a curated record